UAGGACCGCUCUGCUGGAUUAAAAUUGCGCCCGCAACCUCACAAUCUCACAGGCCCCAAUAAACCAACAAACGCCAUCGCCUCCUUUCGCUUGACUGAGACUCGCUCCAUGCACAAGGACCAUCGCUGUUGCCUUUCAUCCACCAGGAACGUGCGUCUUCUUAGCAACAAUGCCUCUAGUCUGUUUCUUUUGAUUAUCUGGAAGACCCUGCUUGUGCAUUCCUUUGCCUUUUCACCACUGCCCGUACCGUUACACCUAUUAGUAGUUCCACCGCGAUCAUCAUGCCUGCGUUUGGCCCAGCAACGUGACAGCCAUGAGGAGGAAGAAGAAGAAGAUUUGAUUCGUUAUCGAGGCCGUGUAUCGUACGAUGGAUCCUCCUAUCAAGGGUUUCAAAUCCAACUGGGCAAGAAGAGUGAUGCUGCUACCAUUCAAGCCGCGUUGGAAGAUGUACUGCAACGACGAUUUGACCGAAAUAUCCGUGUGGUGGGUUCUGGCCGAACCGAUUCCGGUGUCAGUGCGCGAGGACAAGCCUUUCAUUUUGAUUUGACCUCAAAGGAGCACGCCCAACUAGAAGAAAGAAAAGUGCCGUUGGAUCAUGUUUGGAAUCGCAUGCUGCCCGACCAGGACAUUCGAGUCUACCAUGUCGGUCCAGCACCACCUCCACGAGAAAAGACAAAGACUACCAGUACUCGCCUGUUUCCUUGGAAUGCCAUUCAUGAUUCGACUCGCAAAUUGUAUUCCUACCGUAUUUGCGUGGGACCGGUACUGCAUCCUCUGGAUCGAUUCCAACGUUGGCAAAUCCCAAACGAUGGCAAAUUCGUGGAUUUGGACAAACUACGAGACGCACUCGCAAAGUAUGAGGGAACCCAUGAUUUUCGGGCAUUUGCCGGUGCCGUGGAACAAUCGGAACGACGUGCCCAACGCAAAAUCCAUUCGGUGCGAACCAUUUACAAGUGUGAGUUGGUAGAAGAAAAUGGUGACGAAGGAUACUACCGCAUCGACAUUGUCUUGUCGGGAGCUCUCUACAAAAUGGUCCGUAACAUGGUGGGAGUUGCCGUGGAUGUGAGCCGUGGCCGCAUUGACAUGACUACCUUGCAACGACUGAUUCAGAGCCCUCAUACAGAACCUCAGUUGGUCCGAAAAGACAACAAAUCCAAACCAGCUCCAGCUGAAGGGUUGACGUUGGAAUGGGUCUAUUUUGACAAUGACCAUGAUGAGUUUUGAAUGGAAUUGGGUUUUAUGACACUGAACGAUAAUGCCCGCCAUCAAUCUGCUAGCACUCCAUACCAAUGAGCCAAUUCAUUGAAGGGCUGGGUCGAAAGCUCCCAAUUUUUUGCAGUUUGUCAAUGGUUGCCGUCGGAUGCGGAGCAGGUUGAUUACAAUUCUCUUAAGCGACCAUCUUGCCAUGGAUUGGAAAAGGGACAAGGGGCGAAACAGCAGGAGACGAGGAACACCGGUACAACGACUCAUUUCUCGCACUGUGCACCAAGGGUACAUCUAUGCUAGCACUUUCGCCGGUAGAUUAGACUUGUCUACUUUUGAUGCUUAAUGCUUUACCAGCUGGCUAGCUAGAUGCUCGCCAUCUACUAUCCAUCCAACUAUCAGCAUGCAUGAUAUAUAUACUAUGUCUUAUUAGUUAGUAUUACUUUUGAUUCAUAAAAGUCACCAGAGUAUCA
This is a messenger RNA of Seminavis robusta, 1676 nucleotides long. The record is from the annotation of a GenBank genome assembly. Lineage: Eukaryota; Bacillariophyta; Bacillariophyceae; Naviculales; Naviculaceae.